Molecule: messenger RNA, 3371 nt
Organism: Notechis scutatus (mainland tiger snake)
Lineage: Eukaryota; Metazoa; Chordata; Lepidosauria; Squamata; Elapidae
Gene: GRAMD2B
Product: GRAM domain containing 2B
Cellular component (GO): cytoplasmic microtubule
Source: RefSeq, a predicted model, not a curated record
GCGGACAACCAUACCAGUUCAAACUCGCUCAGGUUAGUUGGGGACUAAGGAAGAAAAAAGAAAGGGGGGAAGAAAAAACCCGCGCUCGGUCACAUUUUGUGCUUUGAGCUUUCGAAGUAGCGUAAUGUGAUAGGAAGGAGGAAAAGCUAGAAAUGCUCGGAGGGAGUCCUAGUUGAAUGUUAUCAGCAGGGAGAAGGGGGAGUAGAGCCAGAGGAGACGACAGAUCAGAGGCGAACUUUUGCUUCUCGAUGGUCCUCAUGAUUGAUCUUCAGCCCGACGGGGACGAACUAAAGCCCGUCAGAGUGGCCAGUAAAAAGGAAAAAGCGGCUUUAACCCAUUUGGAAAAUGAAAAUGGAACAGAAGAAAAGAAGAAAUUGGGAAAACCAGGCUUUGGGGUGCCACAAAUAUCAUUUAAUGAGGCUGACAGCUUUGAAGACCAGAAAAAAGUUGCAAUUGCACGGUCGAAGACAAUUGUGGAUAAUAGUUUCUUGAUGUUAGAUGGCAAGAAUGACUCAAAGGCUGAAAGGAAGAAGCAUAGCUCAAACCAGUUCAAGGCAAAUGCUCAUUUUCACAAGCUGUUUCUAGAUGUCCCAAUUGAUGAACCUUUGAGGCAAAAUUUCACCUGUGCCUUACAGAAAGAAAUCAUGUAUCAAGGGAAGCUAUAUGUAUCAGAGAACUGGAUUUGCUUCCAUUCCAAAGUCUUUGGAAAAGAUAUCAAGAUUACUAUACCUGUGUUAUCUGUAACACUAAUAAAGAAGACUAAAACGGCCCUUUUAGUGCCAAAUGCUCUCAUUAUAACUACAGUCUCAGAUAGGUACAUGUUCGUCUCUUUUCUGUCCAGAGACACUGUUUACAAACUGUUAAAAUCUAUUUGCAGUCAUCUAGAGAAUGCGAGUGUUGGCAACAGUCCUAAUCCUUCUCCCCUAGAAAGUAGUUUCAGAGCUGAUUGUCCUACAACAUUACCUCUGGAUUUCAGUCAUGAUUUCUCUGAACUGGAUGGCAUCAUACAGAGACGUAGAAAGGAGAUGGAAGAGUCCAGCAGCACUGGAUCUCAAACCCCGGAAUUGGAACACUUUCAAGAUUAUCACAAGACUGAUAACCAGUCUCAUUUUAAAAGUUCCAAGACAGACACAAAAGAUGCCCAUAAAGAUGUACAGUCUAAAUGUAGGUGUGAUGAUCAAAUCAGGAAUGUUUCAGGAAACAUUUCUUCAGGAAUCCUCGGAUCUUUUGACAGAACGAAUUUUCAAUUAUUUUUAUCGGUGACACACGUACUCAUUGUUUAUGCAAUUCUUGUUUUUAUCCUCAUUUGUUCCACAUUCUAUAUGCGAUAUAAAGUUAAUCGUUUGGAAGAGCAACUUGUAUCUAUGGCUUCUACUGUGGAUCCACAUAAGGAUGAGUACAGAUAUCCAAUACAAGGUGGUUUGGGAUAUCACCAAAAAUUUAAUGUUGAUGGUCUGUAUGCAGAGCUAACAGCUAAUCUUAUCAAACUGGAAAAGAUACAAAGCAAUUUACAGAAGCUACUUGAAGACAAUAAGUGAACUGCCUGUUGCCUUUCAAUUACUUCAUUCGCACCUCAUUUUUUCUCUGGAUAAGCAACUCUGAAGAUAAUAUCAGGCUUAGCCAAUCAAGUUAUGUGUACUUGAGCUCAGUUCGGAUUCACAGUUCUCAUGCAAUAGCAUCUGUUUUCUUAGAGGACAAUCCAUUUCUUUGUCUACUCUGUAUAUGAUGAAUAACUGAGGGAAUCCAUCUCAGGCAUUAUUAUUAUGAUCCUGACUGGCUCAGGUUUGACUAAAUCUUCCAUCCUUCCGAGGUCGGUAAAAUGAGGACCUAGAUUGUUAGGGGCAAUAUGCUGACUCUGUAAACUGCUUAGAGAGGGUUGUAAAGCACUGUGAAGCGGUAUAUUGGUCUAAGUGCUGUUGUUAUUGCUAUUAUAUUGCUUAAACUUACCAUAAUUCCAUUCUGUUCUACUGUUUUUUAGGCAACCAAUAUGAGCAUAUGCAAUUUGCUGUGGAAUUAUGCCUGAAAAACUUUAUAGCUUGUAUAUGCUUAUAUUUGAAACAUUCUAAUUUUCUUUUUUUCUCUCUACCUGGACAAGAAGGAAAGUCUGAACAUAUUCAGAAUGUCAUUAACUGGACUCUAUAAACUUAAUUUUGUGACUACGUUAGCAUUUUGAUUUGAUCGAGUUCUUUCCAGUUGGAUCUGGCAUGUUCCUACAAAGUUGCCAAAUAGAAUCUGGGCUGCAUGCUCAACUGCAAUUAAGUAUAUUUUCCUGUUUUACACAGGAUCAUGAAUGCACACAUACAUGUACACCUAUAUUCACCAAAGCCUUCAUUGGUAAAGUUUUCUAUCAUGUCUAGGUAAAGCAUAUCCAAGGACUCUUGUAAUCAAAGUUUGACAAUCCUAAUUCCAUAGAGUUGGCUCAGACCAAAUUAGUAACAUGUUGAGUCAGGUGAAAUGUGCGUGUGUGUGUGUUUCAGUGAUUGUUGACUCCUGUCAACUACCAGGACUGUCCCUGCAGUUUUCUUGGCAAAGUUUCUGUAGUGGUUUGACUUUGCUCCCUUCCUAGGAGAGAUUGUUCCAUGGUCUUCCAGCUGGCUUUGUGCCUAAAGUGGGAUAGAACUCUCCUGGCUUCUAGCCCAGUGUCUUAACCGCUAUACCGAACUGCCUGUCUGUAGGCCUUAGUUAGACAUUAUUUUAGAAUUACAUUGGUCUUAGUGGUUCACUAAUACAGUCAUUUGUAUAAGUUAUAGCCCUAAUUUCUACUGGAGUUUAAAUAUGUCAUCAAUAUUUAGCCCAAUUGAUUUAGAUGGCCUGAAAUCUGUGCAUUCCUAUUCCAAUUAUGCAAUUGGUAUAAUGUUUUUAAAUAAAACAGCAAAUCAUCUACAAAAUUAGAGUGGACGAUCAGAUAAAGACUUUAUAACAGGAAUCUGGAUUAUUUCAACUGAACCAAUUGAUAAACUUGUAAAUUUGACAUACUUUAAGUUAAUUAUAAGCCAAGGUUUGGGGGAUUUUUACUUUAUCAAACUCCUUAUUUUUCCUUUUAUUUUUGAUAUACUAUAAAUGUUACUGUAUUUGAGUAUUGCAAUCUGUCAUAUUUGUAUUAGAAUUUUCAUUUCAUUCAUUCUUAUGGAAAGAUGGCUAAUUCAUGAGUUCAGCAUCUCAAAACAAGUGAUGAAGUAAUGUGCAAUAUUAGUCCAUAGCAUUUUAAUAUAAAGCCAUGAUUUUUCCAUUAGAAUAUCCUUAACUUCGGCUAUACAGACAGUCCUUGAUUAAAUGAUCACAAUUGAGCCCAAAAUUUAUGUUGCUAAAUGAGACAUUUGUUAAUUGAGUUUGGCCCCAUUUAAUGACCUUUCUUGCCAGUUGAGUGAAUC